Closterium sp. Naga37s-1 is the source of this 4911-nucleotide messenger RNA. The record is from the annotation of a GenBank genome assembly. Lineage: Eukaryota; Viridiplantae; Streptophyta; Zygnematophyceae; Desmidiales; Closteriaceae.
AUGAGUGAACCGCGAAGUGCGCCUGGAGCGUGUUAUCCUGGACCCAGCAGCACCAACUGCAUGAGCUUUAUCUCAGCUGGGGGUGGAAACUCACAAGGGGAAAUUGGAAGUGGAUCUAACCAUGGUCAGAGACACGUGGCAGACACUAUUCUCGCUGGUGGGAAUAAAGGCAUGGAGGAGAAAGGUGAUUAUAGAGGAAGCAUCGCGAGCAGCCUUGGCAGGGUGGCGAGCAGUGCGACGAGGCUGACAAGUCGGUUCAGCAACCUGUUUCGGGACAGUGUAGCGGCGGGGAACACUCCUAGAGACAGCUUCAGUGGCAUGAUGGGAUGGAGAGCUGGCGGGGACGCUGGUAGCAACGCCACUGCAGGCGGCAGGAACAGCAGCGUGAGCUGGGUCAUCAAGGCCCGGGACUCCGCCGCUUCUGCUGCUGCCACUGCUGCGUCAGCUGCAGCUGCAGCGGCUGUGUCUCUGGCGGCUGCUUCAGCUGCGAGCAUGGCAGGGCAGAGGGUGGCGAGGCAGGAGAGUAAGGAACUGGAGGGCUGUGGUAGUGAUGAGGACGAGGAGACGGAGCAGGAUGAGAGCUCCAAGGUCCAAUUGGAACCACAGCUGCUCUUCAAGUUCCCCCCUGGCAAAAAGCUCGCUCUCUCUCCAUCGGAUCUGCCAGGAUUCUGCUUUCCCAAUGGUAUCAAAGCCACUGUGCUGCGCCGAAGCCCUUCCAUGAGCGACCUACACCGAGUCAUUUUUGGACAGGCAUACCAGCGCUCUGACAACUCUGCAUUUGUCUUUCUUCUCAAGGUGGCCAACAACGAAACACUGUACGGGGUGUGCAUGGUGGUGGAGGAGAUAGUGCAGCGCCCACCAGGCGUGCUUGCAGUGGCAGGCGACGGGGCCGUGUGGAGAGAUGCUGAUGACGCCGACGCAGCCACGCACACGCAGGGAAGCCGAGAAAUGGCGCCAGAGGAGGCGGCCGAUGGUGGCGUUGGGGAAUAUGGGGUCGGUGCGGGGGGUGGGUUGCGGUGUGUGGUGACGGCGCCGCGGUGCUACUGCAUCUUGAGCCGUGUGCCCUGCAUUGAGCUGCACUUUGAAGUGCUCCGCAGUGUCCUAGUGCAGGAGCGUCUGGACCGAAUCAAGCAGCACAGCGGCGCCAUAGCUGUCCCCAGAGGCCUCUCCAUGCCCAUGCCCAUGCCCACGCACAAUUUCAUGUCUCGGACUGCCAGCAUCGGCGCUUCUCUUCAUCUUCCCUCCAUAAGCAGUCGCACUGAUGCUAUGGCUGCUGCUGCUCGUAGGCUUGGCAAUGCCUCGGGUGGUGCUGUUGGUGGCCGCUGCGGUGGUGCGAUUGCCAGUGGGGGUGUUGGUGGCGCUGCUGCUGGUGGGGGUUCCAAGAGCAGAGGUGGGUUGGUGAGGGUGAAGAGUAGGUUCUGUGAGGAGGACGUGGGCGCAUGCAGGGCGCAGGGAGGGCAGGAAGGAGAGGCACCACAAGCGGGAGUAGCAGGACGUGAAUUUGAGGGGAGGGGAGACUUGGAAGAGGCGAGGGGGGUUUGCAGACCGGAAGCCAGAAGGCAGGGGGUUGCGGCACAUGAACAUUAUCCAGUGCAAGGGGCAGAGCAUGGGAGCUUUUGCAGUGAAUACGAUGGGGAAGGAGUGGGAGUGCGAGGGCGGGAUGAGGGUUGGGGGGAGCAUGAGGGGAGGGAGGGAGAAGGCGAAGGGGCUGAAAAGUCUGAAGGGGAUGAGGGUGGAGAGAGGGGAGCGUGGCAGUCGACCGUCAUCCCUCUCGCGUAUCUGCAGCAGCUGCACUUGAACGCAGCAGCAACCUCUGAUCGUGCUCUUGCUCGUACCAUCAGCAGCAGCAGCAGCAGCAGCAACGCCGUAGAGGGGAGAGAAAGAAGGCCUGAAUUUGAAGCGGCAGCAGGCUGUGGCAGUGGCGUAUUGAAUGUCACGUUCGCAGCAGGCAAGGGGGAAUCCGGGCGGAAGGGGGAGCGGGGCGCAGGACCUCCCGGAAUGAUCCGCGCGCGGAGCGUCCGGCUGCCAGGCAGCGGAACCGGCGGUUUGCGCAACGCCUUCCCUGGUGCCCCAGCUGUAGCGGAACCCGACAGCUCUACUGAUAGCGAGACGGGCUUUAACGAGGACAGCUCUGAAGCGAGUGACGACGUGAGCGGCAAGGCGGGGAGCAGGCGGAGGGGAGGGGAGGAAGCGGGUGCUCGGUUGGAUGUGGGGGGCGGACGGCAGAUGCAAGACGCGGACUCGGAGCUCGAAGCGCCUCCUGCGCGCGCCGCAGGCGAGGGAGCGGGGGAGGGGGAGGCAGAGGGAGAGGGAACGGAGGAGGGGGAGGAGGGGGGGGAGGUUGAGGAGUGGGGGGGGAGGGGGGAGGAUGGGGAGGGCAAUAUGGGCAGAGAGUCAGCGUACGACGAGGAGGAGAGGCUGUUGCGCGAGGUGGCGGAGAUUCUGGACCUGUGGGAGCAACGCGGAGAACGGGGGAGCGCAGGCGGAAGCGGAGCGGAAGCGGCGGGCGGAGAGGAGACAGGCGCGCAGGUUUGGGCUCCGGACGGGGGGGAGAGUGCCGGGAAUGGGGCGGAAGGGGAGGAGUCAGGCGCGGGGGUUUGGGGCUCAGGCGGGGAAGCGCAUGCGGGAAAAGGGGCAGAUGGGGAGGCUCUUGCGCGGAAGGAAACAGAGGCGGAGGGGGAAGCAAUCGGGCCUUUAGAAGGAAGACGACGGGGGGCUGGAGAAGGGAAUGGGGGGGAGGAGUGCAGCAGCAGCGAGCGCGGGAGUGGCAGGAGCAGCGGCAGCAGUAUCAGCAGCAAUUUGAGACCUCUGGAUUGGUCGCGGCGAAUGCGGAGGAGCACGUCGCUUGCGGGCAAGGUGAAGAAAGCGUGGAUGAGCGUGGGCGAUGGACGAGGGUUCGAGGCGCGCACGCCCAGCGGAAAUCUCCCCGCGGCUAACGAGUUGAGCUGUAACGCGGACGGCAGCGCGAGUGGCCGGGCACAUGGGCAAGGAAGCGCGGAGCAUUGGGCGAGGUGGCGAGAGUGGGAGGAGUGGGGGUGCGAGUCCCCGGCGAGGAGAGCACGGGGAGAGAGCGCGAGGCAGGGAGGCAAGGCAACGAGCGGCAGCGUCUUCGCGGGGCUGCCGGGACUGUUCCGCAACCUCACGACCACUGGCGCUAGCCGCAGCAGCAGUCGAAACAGCUACCAGUGGCUGGAAGAAUGCGCUGCCCUGGCUGCUUGGGAGGUUGGCGGGUGUCGGGCAGGGAGGGCGGACGGGGGGAGCAGCGCAGGCAGGGCGGGCGGAGACGGCAGGGCAGGUGGGGGGGACAGUGGGGACGAGCGGACAGGGGGAGGGGAUGCUGUAGGGUGGCGGGUGAGGGGUGAGAGAGUGGGAGUGGCGGUGGGAGUCGACGGCCUGGAGGAGGGAGGGAUGGAUGAAGAAGAGGCGAAGGGGGAGGUUGUCGGGGGCGAGUGUGGGGCAGGGCAUGCAGGAGGGUGGUGUGUGUGUGAGGAGGGCAGUGCGGGCGUGGAGCAUGCGGGAUAUGUAGAGGUGCGCCAAGUGAGUGGGGGUAAGGCCAGGCUGGACGAAGGCAAGAGGGAAGGGGUUGGGGAGGCGGAGAUGGCGCGGGAAGUGGGGGAGGGGGAGCAGGGGGAUGCGAGUGCAGGGGAGGACAGUGUGGAGCAGGAGGAGAGGCAGAUGGUGUGGGAGAUGGGGGGGCAUGCACAAGCAGGCGGGGACUAUGGGGCGGCUGCUGUGGAAGAAUGGGCUCAGCAACACGGCAACGACUCGCUACGCAUUGUGUGCGCGUACCACCGCAUGCCACUGCCCCCUCCCGCGCAGCCCAUUGUCUUCCAUCCCCUCCCCCACCAGCAACCCAUUGUCUACUCCCGCCCCAUCCUCCCUCUCCCCCGCUCCCUGCGGCCCCUCUCCCCUUCCUCCUCCUCCUCCUCCGCCUGCUGCUCGCCCUCUUCCCAUCCCUCCUCGCCCUCCCCUCUCCUCAACACACACGUGUCUGCUGUUGUGGCGGAGCACCAAGCCAACUCAGAGGAAGCCUUGGGCUUCUCUCCUUUCUCCGUCGUCUCUCUCUGCCGCUGCCUCUCCCUCGACAAUGUUUUGCUCUUCCUCGCAGCAGUGCUGCUAGAGAAGCAGGUCGUGGUCAUAUGCCCCAACAUGAGCCUGCUCUCCUCUGCGGUGCUGGCUAUCGUGCCUCUCAUCCGCCCCUUCAUCUGGCAGUCCGCCCUUCUCCCAGUCCUUCCUUCCCAGCUGCUGCCAUUCCUCGACGCCCCGGUCCCCUUCGUGGUGGGCCUGCAGGCCCCCAUGGUGUGCGUGAGAGAGAGGGCCUCCUCCCUUGUUAUAGUCAACCUCGCUAAGAACAAGGUGUGUCUCCCCUGUGACCUGCCGCUCCUGCCAGAGCAGCAGGACCUGGCAGCCUGCCUACUGCCCCACCACGCUGUCAUGGCAGGGGAUGCCGAUGCUGCCACCCGACUCGUCUUCCGCACCACUCCAGAGCAGGCGCGGGCAGCAGAGCACUUUCAAUCAAGUCUGCUGGCGUACUUCCACUCCUUCUGUGCGUCCAUCCGCUCGUACACAGUCACGGCCAUCGGAACCACGGGGGAGAGAGUAGGGGAGUAUCUGAACGCGAAGGUGAUAGAAGGGGAGACCAUGAGCGCGAAGGUGGUGCGAAGAUGGGAGAAGAUGAACGCGAUGGUGGGGGAAGGGGAGAACGUGAGCUCGAUGGCGGGGGAAGGGGAGAACGUGAGCGCGAUGGCGGGGGAAGGGGAGAACGUGAGCGCGAUGGCGGGGGAAGGGGAGAACGUGAGCGCGAUGGCGGGGGAAGGGGAGAACGUGAGCACGAUGGCGGGGGAAGGGGAGAACGUGAGCUCGAUGGUGACGGGAAGGGGAGAAGGUUCUGCAAAGAGCGAGAGAGGUUAG